Brachypodium distachyon (stiff brome) is the source of this 2098-nucleotide messenger RNA. RefSeq lists its product as uncharacterized. Lineage: Eukaryota; Viridiplantae; Streptophyta; Magnoliopsida; Poales; Poaceae. The coding region runs from base 556 to 1779 and encodes 407 amino acids. The transcript has 6 exons. The record is from RefSeq and is a predicted model, not a curated record.
CCCCGCCUCGCAACUCAAUUGCCUCAUGCUGCAAAGCCUCAUGCUUUGUCGGCCCGGCCCCCCAGUUAAUCCCAACACCACUGGCCCUGCCUGGCCUCCCUCGAUCUCUGCCCGCUCCCUCUCUAAUCCCUCCUAACCUUAAGCAAAGCAGGGGCAAUCGGCGCCUAGUAGCCAGCGAUGGAUAUAUAGCUCCGUGUGCUACUCACCUUGCAGGGCCUUGGAGGGAGAGAUCUUUGCGUAGAGGUAGGACGAGUGCUUCUUCUCCUCCAUCUUCUUCUUCUUUGGGAAAAAAGCCGGCCGGGAGGGAUUGCGUGCAAAGGAAAGGAGAGCGCGCUCGCUUCGCUCAAAGCUGAGCUGAACUGUGCCACUGCCAGUGGCAGUGCUAGUGGAGUGGACAGGUUUAAUUUUGUGGCCGAAUACUGGCAGUCCCAACUCUGAAGCAAGCAAGCGCGGCAGGCCACCAGCCAGCCAGCCAGCCAGCCAGCCAAUGUAUUCCUGGCACCGGCGCAGCAGCGAGAAUACGCCGCCGUGCAGGCCCAGAAUAAUCCCCCACUGAUGGCUACAGCCGCCAUUGUCCUGUUCCUGCUGCUUCAUGUCGCCCUUCUUGGCAACUGUGAGGCGGCGGCGGCGGCGAACGUGACGUUCCGGCCGGGACACGAGCUCCGGAAGUACAGGCGGGUCCAGGCGCUCCUCAAGAGGCUCAACAAGCCGUCUCUCCGGACGUUUCAGAGCCCCGACGGCGACCUGAUCGACUGCGUGCCGGCGCACCUGCAGCCGGCCUUCGACCACCCGAGGCUGCGCGGCCAGAGGCCACUGGGUCCGCCGGCGCGGCCCAAGGGGCACCGCCGCCGGCCCAAUGACACGGCGGACGCCGGCGCGCAGCUGUGGGCGGCGUCCGGCGCGACGUGCCAGGAGGGGUCCGUCCCUGUGCGGAGAGUGAAGGAGGCGGACGUCCUCCGGGCCAGCUCCGUGAGGAGGUUCGGCAGGGUGCCCACGGCCAGGAUACGGCGCGACACCGUCGCCGGCGGCCACGAGCACGCGGUGGGGUACGUUGCCGGCGAGGAGUACUACGGCGCGCGGGCGAGCAUCAACGUGUGGGCGCCCAAGGUGAGCACCCCCUCUGAGUUCAGCCUGUCGCAGAUCUGGGUCAUCGCCGGCUCCUUCGGCAACGACCUCAACACCAUCGAAGCCGGAUGGCAGGUGAGCCCGCAGCUGUAUGGGGACAACUCGCCCAGGUUCUUCACUUACUGGACGACGGACGCGUACCAGACGACGGGGUGCUACAACCUGCUCUGUUCCGGCUUCGUGCAGACCAACAGCCGGAUCGCCAUGGGCGCGGCCAUCUCCCCAACCUCAGGCUACAAAGGAGGCCAAUUCGACAUCAGCCUGCUCAUCUGGAAAGACCCGAACCACGGCAACUGGUGGCUGGAGUUCGGGAACGGGGAGCUGGUGGGUUACUGGCCGUCGGUGCUCUUCAGCCACCUGGCGUCGCACGCCAGCAUGGUGCAGUUCGGGGGCGAGGUGGUGGACACCCGCGCCGAGGGAUCCCACACGGCCACGCAGAUGGGGAGCGGCCAUUUCCCCGGGGAAGGCUUCGGCCGCUCCUCCUACUUCAGGAACCUGGAGGUCGUGGACUGGGAUAAUAGCUUGAUCCCGCUCACCACGUUCCAUGUCACCGCUGAUCACCCGGCCUGCUAUGACAUCCAGGGCGGGGUCAAUGCCGUCUGGGGGAACUACUUCUACUACGGUGGACCGGGGAGGAACGUCAGGUGCGUCUAGCUCAGCUAAGCUAAAAGCCAGAGAAAUUGAUGGAUCGGUCAUCGAAGCCAAGGAGGAGGAUGAUACUGUCUCUUUUUUAUUCAAUUUUACUUUUCUUUUUCGGAAUUGAAGGAUGUAUCAGCGUUUGCUGGUCGAUCUUUUUUUUCAUAAUUUGUUUCUUUUCCAAAUUUAAAGGUCCAAUUCUCAAAAGGGAAUCCGUGUAAACUAGCUUAGCCAAGUGGAUCGAUCGUUGUAAAAGUGGUUCUCAACAAUGUAGGAAAGCCAGUCAAGUCAGUAGCAGUACAUACAUGCAUGCAUCAUCACUCGAUUCUUCUUCUUC